ACUGGUGAUACCCAUUUUUAUUUCGGGAACUCACUCCAUUGAUGUAACGGAAGAUAAUGAUGUACUUCUUGAGACCAAACUACGUCAUGUCACGGCAAUAAUGAAGCGCUAUCGGUCGAUCCAACUUGUGAACUGCCAGACCAGAACAUUGACAAACGUUGCUCUUUGUAGAGCUGCUACCUCCAACGGUACAGGUGUGCCUGUUACCAUUAGAUUACUAGCCAUUGCCCCGUAUUUAAAAGGAAGCAAACUUCCUGUUUCCAAAACCAUGGUACGUAAUUUCAAUCAACAUCAUUGGAAUCAAGACUAAAUUGAUUAAAGGAGUAAACUCCUGACGCUACUUGACUAUGACGUUGCUCCUCCAGAAGCAUGAGUUCCCCUGACACAAGAUUG
Messenger RNA from Mytilinidion resinicola, 393 nucleotides. RefSeq lists its product as uncharacterized. NCBI's taxonomy places the organism in Eukaryota, Fungi, Ascomycota, Dothideomycetes, Mytilinidiales, Mytilinidiaceae. Bases 101 to 310 code for a protein of 69 amino acids. The transcript has 2 exons. The record is from RefSeq and is a predicted model, not a curated record.